ACGUCUGCUUGCAUCUACUUUUUGUGCGCUAUCAGCUGAAUCCCUUCUCAAGGGUCUCACACGCUUCCGCCCUCGCCAUUAAUCAGCAUUACGAAGAUGCAUUUUCGCGACUCCUCAUCACUGAUGACAUUCACGUUCACACUUCUCUCACUCUUGUUUUUGGUGAUGCACCUGGAGCUGCAGCAUGCAGCAGCCGAACCAGGCCGGUCAAAAGGUCAAAACUCCAUUCCUGAAGAGGUAGGAGUUGUGGUUUUGCAAAGCAAAAAGCGCGGUCGCGGAGAAGAACAGUCGGCGAUCGUUGGAGGCAGCGGCUCAGCGACCAUAUCAGCGAAUAUUUUAAUUGCUGAAGAAGGCGUUGACUACUUUCCUCGUGCCGAAAAAGGCAUGUGCUACAACGCAACGUUCUUUAUUAAGCAUGUUCACUCACUUUGCGGAGAUCAAGCCAGCUGCGAAGUCGACAAGCCAAAACGUCAAAGCUACAUUACGGAUGCAUGUGACACUUGGUGUAGCACAGAACAAGCACAUUACAUCCGUUUGCAGUCUGAAUUCAACAGUAAGCGCGUUUCAAAGGAUAGAUGCUUCCAAAGCCUCAGUAUCCACAUCGCACGAGAGACCAAGGCUUCUGAUCUCCUACAAUCAUGCGAUUUUGAAUGUACGUGCACUCUAUCCAAGUACGUCGAGCGUAUCAAGAUGCCACAUGUGCAGUACAACAAUAAACAUUUUGAGCUGUCCUCCUUCAUACCAAAGUCUUACUGGAGUGAAGUUCCAGCAUUAUCAGGCGUCCCUCCAAACCGGAAGGGCAGACCGGGGUUUUGUCAUUACGAAGAUAUGUUCGAAAAAGUUGGUUACACGUCGGACAUCACGGAUCCUAAGACACGCACCUUGUCAACAGCCAAAUGGCAGGUCGAGUGUAAACCUGGGCAAUGUGAAAAAGGUCACAAGAUACCCAAAGUUCCCAAAAAGAGCAGCUCACAAGCAAAGAAGCAUAGAUUGGAUUCAGUCGGCUCUGAACAGCCGACAGAACAGUGCCUCGCGCAUUCUACCCACGAAGUCACUAAUGCCGAUAGUCCAGCUCGCGCAGACGCAACAACUUCAAGCCAAGCAGCAUUGGCGGGUAUCAGUGCAAAGCCUGCCACGGCAGAUAUGCGACUGAAUCCAAAUGACUGGGAGGAAUGGAUAGCAACAAUGUUGAAUGUGGAGCAGAAUCCAACGACCGGACUGCCAGUAGAUCGGAACGUCUUGACAACGGAGUCUUGCAUCAAUCAUGGUCUCUUCAACCAUCCAGGGUUUGAACAACCGCAUGCAGAUAUAUGCGUUGCUCCGAGCCAAGAUGUCCAGAGGCAAGGGGUUUCGGAGCAAGGAAUUGAUGGUAUUCAAGAUGAUGAUAUCGCCGGCUACGCUGAUAACUUUUGGGCUGAGCCGCCCACCUUUAUCUAAUGGGAGAGUCUCUUCUCCAGCCGCAGAUCAUUGAAUUUCUACCUAGCCCUGGCAUUCAGCACCCUUGGACCCACUGUCGGAGGUGAUGUUCUUGUUCAGGCCAUCAACUUUGAAUUCUUGCUUUUAUCGCUCAGCGUAACGCACGCAUUUAAAUUGAA
This is a messenger RNA of Protomyces lactucae-debilis, 1595 nucleotides long. RefSeq lists its product as uncharacterized. Bases 97 to 1437 code for a protein of 446 amino acids. The transcript has 2 exons. Lineage: Eukaryota; Fungi; Ascomycota; Taphrinomycetes; Taphrinales; Protomycetaceae. The record is from RefSeq and is a predicted model, not a curated record.